Daucus carota subsp. sativus is the source of this 1419-nucleotide messenger RNA. Its product is annotated as ATP-dependent DNA helicase PIF1-like. The transcript has a single exon. The record is from RefSeq and is a predicted model, not a curated record. Gene Ontology annotation, molecular function: DNA helicase activity. NCBI's taxonomy places the organism in Eukaryota, Viridiplantae, Streptophyta, Magnoliopsida, Apiales, Apiaceae. Gene Ontology annotation, biological process: telomere maintenance; DNA repair. The coding region runs from base 1 to 1419 and encodes 472 amino acids.
AUGAGCACUAAAACUGUAAACCUAAAAGUUAAAUUGCCUGGUAGGAAGAGGUUUAAAUGGACUGAUGAGCAGAAACAAGUUCUUGAUAGUGUAUCUAAAGGGCAGUCUGUAUUCAUAUCUGGGUCAGCUGGUACUGGUAAAACAGUUUUAUUAGAGCAAAUUAUUAAGCAAUUAAAGAAAAUUCAUGGCCGGUCUCGGGUUGCUGUGACAGGGUCCACUGGAGUGGCAGCGUGUGCCAUUCGAGGGCAGACCCUUCAUUCUUUUGCUGGGGUUGGGUUGGGAGAGGGUGAUAGUCGGAUUUUGAUUGAUACUGUUGUUGGUGAUAGAUGUGCGUACAGGAGGUGGAACAAAGUUAGGGCUUUGGUUAUAGAUGAAAUUAGUAUGAUUGAUGCUAACUUUUUUGACAAGCUUGAAUUUGUCGCUAAGAGUGUUAGAGAUGAAUCUAAAAUGUGGGGUGGGAUACAAGUAGUUGUGAGUGGGGAUUUCUGUCAGUUACCUCCAGUUAAUAGUAAGUGUUUGGACAUGGGAGAAUACGCGUUCGAAGCUGAAUGCUGGGAUCAGAGCUUUGAUGUGCAAUUUGAGCUUACCACUGUAUUUAGACAGGCUGAUGCUCAACUUAUAAAGUUACUGCAGAGUAUACGAAAAGGAGAGAUUGAUCAGGAUGACUUGCAACUCUUAGAGAAAGUUUCUGUAAGAACAGAGCCAGAUCCUUCUAUUCCCCGUUUCUUUCCUAGGAAUGAUGAUGUAUGCAAGGUGAACAGGAACCGUUUAGAAAGCUUAGGCAAGGAAAUUUACGUCUUCCUUGCCCUUGAUGAGGGUGCUGACAAAUGGAAGAGACAGCUUAAAAAUGUAAUUGCACUGGAUGAGCUUGAAAUCUGUAUAGGUGCGAGGGUGAUGUUAAAUAAGAAUCUGGAUCCUCGAAGGAAAUUUGUUAACGGUGCCACUGGUACUGUUGUAGGUUUUAAACACAAUGUUCCAUCAUUUCAAGAUAUUUGCAAAUGUCAUAUUCUACCUAUAGUUGAAUUUGAUUCAGUACCUGGUCAUUGGAUCGUUGAGCCGGAAGAAUGGGUUGUAAUGAAUGGAGAAGUGGCGGUUGCUAAAAGAAAGCAAAUACCCCUUAUGCUUGCAUGGGCUUUAAGCAUUCACAAGUGUCAGGGCAUGACUCUCGACCGCAUUCAUACUGAUCUUUCUCGUGCUUUUGGUUACGGGAUGGUUUAUGUUGCACUUUCACGUGUCCGAAGUUUAGAUGGCCUUCAUAUAUCUGGUUUCUGUCCUUCAAAGAUCAAGGCUCACCCAAAAGUUCUGCAGUUCUAUAAAAGGUUUAAAAAAGAUGAAGAUGGAAAUUUGAGACUCGAGCGAGAUGUUGCAAGCAAAGCCUGCAGUAAAGAAGUAAUAUUAUUGGAUUAUAAGAGUAUCUAA